This is a messenger RNA of Arctia plantaginis, 1278 nucleotides long. The record is from the annotation of a GenBank genome assembly. NCBI's taxonomy places the organism in Eukaryota, Metazoa, Arthropoda, Insecta, Lepidoptera, Erebidae.
AUGUUAAAACAAAUUUUCACUAUCUCACUUCUUGCAUUCCCAGUGGUACAGUUACAUAAAGUUGAAUUAGUAAAUGAGAAGACUCCCUUCGAUUAUGUGAACGAACGUUUGGAUGCUAUCGGUAGUAACAUCAAAACUGGACUGCCUUUAUCAAACAGUUAUGAAGUGGAAGAAAGUGAGGAUUAUCCCGAACAAAUUGAAGGAGCUGCUUCUACUAUAUUGACUGCGGUUAACGGUGUUAAUGGUGGAGUUGGAGGCAUUGGUGGAGUUACAGGGGUUGGUGGAGUGGGAGGUGUCGGUGGAAUUGGGGGUAUCGGCGGAGUAGGGGGUGUAGGCGGCGUUGGAGGUGUUGGUGGUGUCGGUGUUGGUGGACUUGGUUAUGGCCAAGGCCUAGGCUUAGGCGGCAUCGGUUUGGGAGGCAUUGGUCUCGGACAAGGAUUGGGACUUGGUCUCGGAGGAGUUGGCGCAGUUGGCGGACUAGGCCUUCAUAAUCCUGGAAUUAGUGUGGGUAAUCUGAUAAAUCCUGGGAUUGGUGGACUCGGUGGCAUCGGAUACGGCAACGGUUUAGUCUACCAUCCAUUACUUGGAGGUCAAGUUGGUGGAGGAUACGUUGAUAAAAAAGCUUACGAUGCUGCUCAGAAGAAAGGUGCAGGAGAAAAUGUGGAGAAGAUUGAAAAAAAAGCUGAGGAAGAAGUGAAGCAUGGUCAGGAAGGCUUCCAACAAGGCGGAGAAGCAGUUCAGGCUGAAAAGGGUGAAUCUAGCUUCUAUAAGGACGAAGAAGCCAAAAAAAAAGCAGCCGGAGAUGAAAAGUUUUACCAAGGAGGUCAAAAGUUUGAUAAACAAGGUGCAAAUGAGGAACAAGUGAAAAAAGCCAAAGGUCACAAAAAAGGGCACGUAAGCAAAGGAUUUAAGACAUCCAGCAGCAAGAACGAGGAGGAGAAGACUGAGACCUUCUACGAUGAAGCUCACGAUGAGGCAGACCAUAAGAUCGCAGGACACAAUGCUGGUUCCUUCGGUGAAAACUCUCAACAAGGAUUCAAGGGAGCUCAUGAGGAAAAGGUUUUGGAUGCUGCAGCUCAAGGCAAAGAAGGACAUCACGUGUCAGGACAAAAAUUCGAUAAUACAAAGGGUGAAAAGGGUGACUACCUGCAGAAGGGGUAUAAGGGCGGUGCAGAGGUGUUGGAAAAGUUCAACAAUCUAGGAGCACAUUCGAUCCACGGUCAUCAAGAGGCCAGCGGUGGCUACGAACAAAACAAGGGAUAUCUUCCCAUACAUUAA